Molecule: messenger RNA, 1155 nt
Organism: Dichomitus squalens LYAD-421 SS1
Lineage: Eukaryota; Fungi; Basidiomycota; Agaricomycetes; Polyporales; Polyporaceae
Exons: 3
Coding region: 1-1155 (384 amino acids)
Source: RefSeq, a predicted model, not a curated record
AUGCGCGCGCCUCUACGCAAGCUAGUAAUCGACUGCGACAACAUCAUCAGCGACUUCUGGCACCCCGCCGCGCUCGAAGAGUUCCUCCCUCACCUCGUCCCCGCGCUGGAGGAGUUUGAGAUGAGUGACCUCCUCAUCACCCCACAGGAAGCAACUGUACAUGGGGCUGUGACAAGCGCAUCGAUUAGCAGUAUGGCUCAGUAUCCUGCGGUGCAUUCGCUUACGGUCAGGGGCUUCGCGGGCCCUCCGUUCCUCGAACACUUACAGCAUCUUUUCCCGUCGGUCGACCAGAAGCUCGCGCUCGGCCGACUCGACUUAGAUAUCGACACGCUCAUUUAUGCAGACAUUCGAAACGCAAACAAAAGCGCACAGAAGGAAGAGAGUCCUGAUUAUUUACGACCCUGGAAAAAGCUCGACUUGGUCGUCUGCGACGUGCCAAUGUUCUACGUUCUCGGCCUGCGCUGCCCAAUUCGACAUGCCAUGCUGGACUACGGUUGGUCCCACUAUCGGGGUUAUCUGACAGAUGCCCUGCGCGAAAAUCCUGUCCCACGGCUCGAAUUGUCGAUUGCGCUGAGCUACGGGCUCGGCGCGUUCGACGAACUCUUCCCUCUUGAGCUCGUGCCGACGCUAACGCAUCUCACUCUUUGUCUGGUCUAUGCGAAUAUGGGUGGGUCGGGGACCGAUGCCGAUGCCGGUUUUGACUUUCGCUGGCGUGACGUGUUGCUCUUGUCCUCUCUUGGCAGGUUGCGAGCCCUCACCCACCUGCGCCUCGUCAUCCAUACCGAUGUCUGCCACGAUCCCCCGGAGUCCGAACCUUAUUCAGAAGCAUUCGUUAAUGAUCUCCGCGGGCCGACAUUCGGUUUCCAGGAGACAGCGCAAGUAUUGGCGAAUGCACUACCUUCCUUGCGCUACGUGUUCCUGACAACAAGAGGGUACCUCGGGAAACACGAUGAAAGCACUCGCUAUUUCUGGAAGGCGUACGAGCGGCGGCUUGUCUCACGGGCGUGGCGCAUCGCUGACAAGGGAGGCGAGCAGAGGCGAGAAGGCUUGAUAUUGGUAGAGCUCGCCGAGGCCGUUGCAGAGACCCUCAUCGAUCAAGAGGAACUCUUACUGUCUCCAGCGGAUGAGAUAUCACUGCACAUUGGCGAGGACUAG